Rhea pennata is the source of this 6181-nucleotide messenger RNA. It is a transcript of the gene RAPGEF5, whose product is annotated as Rap guanine nucleotide exchange factor 5. Gene Ontology annotation, cellular component: plasma membrane. The record is from RefSeq and is a predicted model, not a curated record. Bases 41 to 2644 code for a protein of 867 amino acids. Gene Ontology annotation, molecular function: guanyl-nucleotide exchange factor activity. The transcript has 26 exons. NCBI's taxonomy places the organism in Eukaryota, Metazoa, Chordata, Aves, Rheiformes, Rheidae. Gene Ontology annotation, biological process: positive regulation of GTPase activity; Ras protein signal transduction.
GGCGGGCGCCGCGGCGUGCGGGAGCCGGCGGGGAUGCGGCAUGGCUCUGGGCUCCGUGAAGAUGCCGCCGCCGUGCGAGGGCGCGGAGCUGGCGCGGAGCUGGAGCCCCGGCGGCGGAGCCCACGACCCGCCGCCGCCGCCGGUGCAGCUGCGGCAGAAGCUGCGGGAGCUGCCGGCGCUGCUGCGGAGCGGGCUGACGCUGCGGAGGAAGAGCGGCGCCGCCGCCGCCGGCCGGACCCUGUCCAGAAGAAUUUCAAAUCCAUAUUUGGAAACACCUUCAAACAAGAUAUACGGAGAAAGUUCUUCCUGUGCUGGGAGAGCUCUCAGGAAUAUUUUUACACUACAAGCUUCUGACCUGAUUAAAGACAGGGUGUACCUUACUGGAAUUUGCAGGAGAAGCUGUGUUGGAUCAGAACUGGUGGACUGGCUCCUGGAGCACUGCCCUUUUGUUAAGUGCCGAUCUACAGCAGUUGGCGUGUGGCAGCUUCUUCUGGAUAUGGGAAUUGUGUUGUCAGUGGACAGACAGCUGUAUUUUCAAGACACUCAUGCUUUCUACCAGUUCUCAGCGGAUGAAUGUAACUACCUUUUCUGUGAAUUUGAGAGAGAUGAAGGAUGGAAGAAUGGUGUAAAGCUCCUGCUUCAACUACUGCCAUUAUCUCCUCCCAGAAUUGACAUGUGCAAUCUGCCUGAUCAAAAAAUAGAAGAUAGAGCAGAAACGAAUGCUGAAAUUCUUGCUCGCCUCACUUCUGCGGUACAGAGAGAACUGGCUGCUGUCAUUGCCUUGAAAGCAAGGAAGUCAGCAAUUCAUCAAAAUGAAGAAAACAGCAGUCAAGAAAUAAGAGGGCUGGAAGAGCUCAAGGAUACGUCUGAUGCUCAGGCAGGGGUUUUGUGCAAGCUUCAGGAAAGAGAUGACAUUGGACGGAUUGAGCUAGUCCAGAAGCUGGCGAGAGAAAACUGUCAGUUUUUGCAGGCGGAUAGAAAACAACCAGAGAAGACAGAACAAGCGGACGGCGGCGGCGCGGCGGCGGCGCGGGAGGCGGCGCGGGAGGCGCUGGUGCUGAGGAAGGUGUGGUCACGCAGCCCGGCCCCCGAGCGGCGCGCGAGAUACGUGGUGGUGUCGGGGACGCCGGAGAAGAUCCUGGAGCACCUCCUCGGCGACCUGCACCUGGAAGCCGCCCAGGACAAAGAGACGGAAACUCUCCUGGAUGACUUUCUUCUCACAUACACAGUCUUCAUGACGACUGAUGACUUGUGCCAGGCACUUCUGAGGCACUAUUGCGCUAAGAACCAGCAAGGUAAAGAAGACGACUCUGAUGUGUCCUGUAGGAAACGAAAAGUCUUGCAUUUGGUGUCUCAGUGGACUUCUCUGUACAAAGACUGGUUACAUGAAGAUGAACAUUUAAAACAAUUUUUAAAGACAAUAUACAGGAAUGUGUUAGAUGACGUGUAUGAAUAUCCCAUUCUUGAGAAGGAGCUGAAAGAAUUUCAAAAGAUACUUGGAAUGCAUCGUCGUCACACUGUAGAUGAAUAUUCACCUCACCGAAAGAAUAAAACCUUUUUCCACCAGUUCAGUCUAAAAGAGAACUGGCUGCAGCACAGAGGAACCAUGAAUGAAGCAGAAGAAAUGUUCUGCCGUGUGUAUAUAACAGAGCACUCCUAUGUCAGCGUGAAGGCUCAAGUAUCCACUUCAGCUCAGGAGAUUCUGAAGAUCGUAGCAGAAAAGAUCCAGUACACGGAGGAGGAGUUGGCACUGGUUAUAGUCAGCUUCUCCGGCGAAAAACAUGAACUACAACCAAAUGACUUGGCUAUCUCAAAAUCUUUCGAGUCGUCCAGUCGUCUGUUUGUCUACCGAAAAGAUCUGACUGAUUCUUUGAACCCCUUUGCUGAAAAUGAGGAAUUACAACAAAGAUCGGUGAGAAUUUUGGGAAUCAACACCUGGGAUCUUGCCUUGGAGUUAACAAACUUUGACUGGAGUCUCUUCAAUGCAAUUCACGAGCAAGAGCUGAUAUACUUCACCUUCAGCAGGCAGGGCAGCGCUGAAAACACUGAGAAUCUCAGUCUUCUGCUUCAAAGAUGCAAUGAAGUCCAGCUUUGGGUUGCCACUGAGAUCCUCCUCUGCAGCCAACUCUGCAAACGUGUACAGCUAGUGAAAAAGUUCAUCAAGAUUGCUGCCCACUGUAAAGCCCAAAGGAAUCUGAAUUCAUUCUUUGCCAUUGUUAUGGGUCUCAACACCGCGUCUGUCAGCCGACUGUCUCAGACCUGGGAGAAAAUUCCAGGGAAGUUCAAGAAACUUUUCACUGAACUGGAGAGUUUGACGGACCCUUCCCUGAAUCACAAAGCCUACAGAGAUGCAUUCAAGAAAAUGAAAUCUCCGAAAAUUCCUUUCAUGCCCUUACUUCUGAAAGAUGUUACAUUCAUCCACGAAGGAAAUAAAACUUUUCUGGAUAACCUUGUUAACUUUGAAAAGCUGCAUAUGAUUGCGGAUACCGUUCGAUCAUUGAGACAUUGCAGAAAUAACCAGUUUGGCAAUGAAGUUCCUUCAAAAGAGCAUCACGAGCUGAAGCCAUACGUCCAUCACCUGCAUGUCAUCGACAACCAGCAAGCUCUGUUUGAGCUUUCUCACAGGAUAGAGCCGCGAAUGUGAGCGUACACAGCUUCAUAUAACCUUGUAACUGCAGCACUUUGAAUUCAGUGAAUGUUUAUGCCAAGCAUGUUGCUUCCCUAUAUACGAACAGUUUACUGAGUUUUAUCAGUAUCUCAUGCAACAUACACAGGAGAGUCGAGCAGAGCAAGCAGAGGAGCUGUUCACAGAAUUGCAGGGCAAGCCUGGUGCCAUCCCCACUUGUCACCACAACAGGAGGGAGCGGAGCAGCCACCUUUGAGCUCAGGAGCUUGGUCUCUGUGAAAAUAUUGUUUGGUCCAGUGUAGCUUUCAAUGCAGAUUCUGACAGUAUUAGAGUGAAAGGAAGCUUCAUGUCACAGCCGCAAAACAUUUCAGCAAGCGACAUGCAACAAGGGGAUUCGCAGUUCACCGCAGUACCUCACUAAUUCAAGGCUGCCAGAGUUUUCUUGCCAAAAAUACUGUGCAAUCCAUACAGUUUUCCUGAGUCCACCGGCGCAUCUUAUUUGAGAUAAGUGCAGACAACGAAGAAUGGGAAUAUAAAAAGACAGUGCACCAUGUGAGACUCACUAGUGUGUUGUAAUUUUGAAGUCAGAUGCAAACAGUUCACACUGUUAUGGUCCCUUAAGAGUCUACUUUAUAAAACGCACUAUCAGAGCUAAUCCACUUCUGUUGCAGUUUAUUGACACAGUUGUUUGUAAACUAAAACUCUUAUUUUCUCCCUUUUUGAUUAUGUCAGAUUUAGUACUAGCUCCUGCAGUUAACAUGCUGUAAAUUAUUAUAGCAGGAGCUGUUUUUUGCUUGGAUUAUGGACUUUUUUUGUGUCUAUUCAGGGGCAAUGUCUAGGUUCCCUGUGUACGUAUCUAACCUCCUGGAAGUACUCUGUUUUAAUUUGCACACGUUUCUAGUUCUUACAGAACAAGUGGGUGCACCUCACAGGGUACCCGUGCACACACCAGGCUCUCAGCAUUGUGGUCCCCCUAGCCAGUUACCAUGAAGCUAAAAGUAGUACUUACGGGCAUGUUCUGAGAGAGCAUUUCUAAAGUUGACCUACGUCUAAGCACUCCUGCAACUUAGCUCUGGUUUUCAGUGCUAAGGAGUUGCCCCGAAGUAGUCUAGUGCAUGCCACGGGCAGUGUGCGGUGUGCUCCCCUGUCUAGCACAUGGCUAUGCAGUGACGUGCAGUAACAGUCUCUUUGCAGAGCAGGGUGGGUACACUGCCUUGCUUGCCCGUAUCUGUUGUAUGUUUUCCACAUCAGGAAGACUUUUAAGAAAAUGCUCCCUUACUGAAAUGUGGGCCCCCUGAAGCAGCAUGCUCUUUCACCAUUAUGUGAACUCUGGUUUAAGGGGAUUUAAGAAAAGCAGCUUUAACAAGUCGUCUGUGGGGGAAUCUGUAGGAUGCAUUCAGUUUUCCCAUCUGUGAAAUAUUGUAUAGAACUACUGUAAAGGAAACAAAUGUUUCAGAAAUGUAUUUGCUUGUACUUUGUUAUUAUCAAAUACUAUAUGAUUUUUUUUAGAAAAAAAAAUCUUCUUUUUACCCAGUAAAAAGAAAAAAAUAAACUCUUGCUGGCCAUGGAGUAAAAAUUUCCUAUGUUCUUCUGUAGAUGUGACUGCACAUAUUGUAAAUAACUCCUUUUGUGCAAACAGACCAAAACUGUUCAGAUCAGGAUACUAGCUGGAGUGGACUCCUUUUUACAGUAUAAAAACACAAGCAACAAAUAGUGUUUGUUUCUUGUUUUUUUGUAGUUCUUCCUCUGGCUACAGUGCUCUCUGAAUCCCCUGCUGGGGUUGUUUGCUGGUUCUUGAGCUCCCCCUUGUGAAAUCCCUUUAUUGCGGCAUAAUUUUCUGGAUCCUGCAUGUAGACCUGACUGUGUGCUUUGGUUCAUUUGGGAUAACACUUUAUUCCACAGGUUGUUCUGUUGAAAUCUGUGAGGAGGAGAGCAUAAGAAGAUUUUCAGUGCAAGAAAGUGGCUUAACUCUCAGUUCCCUGCUCUCUUGGCUCUGUAAUAGUUUUGGUAGUUACAGCUGGUGAAACAACAGUGGUGCCAGAAAAAAGUAAAAGACAAAGAAAUGAAAGAGGGGAGUGAAAAACAGAAGAAAAGAAAAAAGACUCAAGCUUUGAUUUGGAAAUAUGUGAAAGCCAGCUUGAGGGCUCCUCGCUCUGCCAGUUCAAACUGGUCUGAAGUACGUUGAUGGGCCAACUUCGUUCCAGCAGGCUUCCAGCCAGAUUAGAUAUCAGCUAUCUGCAGUGCUGUAACUUUAUACUAAGUCAGGUAUUGUCUACCCAUUGCAGCUGGCAUAAAAUCAGUUUGAAGGCACAAAGCCAACAUUAACUCUGUAAUCUGUGUUCUGGCUAAUAGGACUAUUGUUUAAAACAUUACAAACCAGUUUUCAUAGUGGCCUUUAUUAUUUGGAUACAACUUUCAAGUCUGAGGGGCCGACUUUGGGGCAUUGAUUUCACACUGAGAAUAUGGACCUUUUAACUCUAACCAUAACAGAAAAGCAAAUAGCCUGAACCUCUGUAGUUCAUGUGUCUAACAAAUAAAGGCCCACUGGAGUCUUUGUUUGACAGCUGAAGUAUUGCAGAGCUGGACUUCAGACUGGCAAGCAGCUUGAAGGUGUGGUGUUUGGGAGGAGAGUUAGAAAUAAACCCCAUGAAAAAGAGAGGAACACUAUAUGGCCUCUCCCAGGUUCAAGGACUGGUAAUAUUGUGGUUUUUAAUCAUACUUACCUCCCCAAUAGCACAAUUACAUUACGUAGGAUAAAACCUGUGAAUCUCUUAAGUUCAGUCUUCCACAGUCACACCUGGGGUUAUAUUUUCUGCAUGUUUUCUUGAGUAGCUAGGAGGAGUAGUAAGACAAAACAAAAUAAAAAGCUGGGUCACUCUAUAGCUCUUUGAUGUGGGAUUUUGCUGCAUCGAAUUUAGAUGCUUCUAUGACACAUCCUUUUGACUCCAGCCACAUCUCCGAUGAUAGUACUAAAUUCCAUUUGCAUGACAGUGGCAAAAAGAAAAAGUGUUACUAGAAACAAAAAUACAUAUGCUGCUGUAAAAUUACAAAGAAAGAUGUAAAUAUUAAACAUUUUAGCAGAGAAAUAUUUAUUUGCAUAGCCUAUUUAUUGUCCUCUUAUUACACUGUUAAGAAAUACUGGGAUGAAGUCAAUGAGCUGAGGUAAGGACACCUGCCUGUUAUGUUCUCUCUGAGUGCCAUAAUGCUGUCAUCUUGCAUUAAAUAAUAAAACAGAAAACCCCAAAUCAAGGUAUUAACCUAAAUUCUCAGGGACUACAGCUAGUAGUUAUCCACCAUUAUGAGACCUGGUAUGUAUGAAAUAGUCUGAUUUACCAGAAUCAAUGUUGCCAAUAUUUUUUUCCAUAUUUCAUGCUUGUCUGCCUCUGUACAUAUUACUGUGUUGUGUAUUUAUGAGAGCUAGUAAGCAAUAAUUUAUAUGUCAAAAUGGCCAAGCAAUACAAGGUUAAAACUUGUAGAAGCAACUGUUACAUUUAUCUUGCAUUUUCCAGUGUUUUUUAAUAUUGCUUUUCAAAAUAUAAAAACUACCUUAAUGAA